This is a messenger RNA of Cyprinodon tularosa, 8363 nucleotides long. RefSeq lists its product as uncharacterized. Gene Ontology annotation, molecular function: aspartic-type endopeptidase activity; nucleic acid binding. NCBI's taxonomy places the organism in Eukaryota, Metazoa, Chordata, Actinopteri, Cyprinodontiformes, Cyprinodontidae. The transcript has 3 exons. The record is from RefSeq and is a predicted model, not a curated record. Bases 1103 to 7732 code for a protein of 2209 amino acids. Gene Ontology annotation, biological process: DNA integration; proteolysis.
AUAAAUUUACUACUGCACAGCCAGUGCAAAUGGACUUAGGAUCAUUAUCCUCACUUCCUCCUGCUCAUUCAUCCUCGGGCCAGGGAGCACGACCUCGUCGAAAGCAAACUGGACCAGCUCCAGGACUGUCGCUUUCUACCAAUGAUCUUAACCCACCUCAGAUACAACGGGUUGUUGUUGAACAUGUGGUUCGAAAUACUGAUUUGACUGGUCCAACCUCACUUCGUCUCCGUACUUUUUCAGGAAGGUUUCCUAAGCCGAGUCAUGAAGCUGAUUUUGAGUCCUGGCGUUCCCAGAUUGAGUCUCUGCUUGCUGAUCCCAGUCUCUCUGCACUACAUGUCACUAGACGAAUCCAAGAGAGUUUGUCAUCACCUGCAGCUGAUUUAGUCAAAGGUUUGAGCCCCCAUACAGUACCAACAGUUUUGCUAAGCGUACUAGAUUCUGCUUUUGGAACAGUGCAGGACGGUGAAGAAUUGUUUGCACAGUACUUAAACAUUCUGCAGAAUCCAGGGGAACGACCAUCCACUUACCUUCAAAGGCUUCUGCUCACCCUCAACACUGUUGUGAAGCAAGGAGGAAUUUCACCUGCUGACAUCAAUAAACAUUUACUCAAACAGUUUUGUCGUGGGUGUUGGGAUAACACUGUCAUCACAAAGUUACAGCUGGAACAAAAGAAAGACAACCCACCAGCUUUUUCUGAUUUGUUGUUGUUACUCAGGACAGAAGAAGAUAGGCAACAUGCUAAAGAGUCACUUAUGAAAAAGCACAUUGGAACGUCUAAACAGAAAGUUCACGUUCAGUCCCAAAGUGCCUGUUCUUGUGGACAUUCUACGUCCAAUGAAGAGCUGAAAGAAAUGAAAAAACAGCUUCAGAAACUACAGCAGCAAAUGUCCCAACUUCUGUCCAGGAAGAGUCCAGCUGAAUUCAAGUCCAUGUCAAGACAGAACAAGUCCUACUCUUCACCUCAGGUACGAACCAAGCCCAAGCCUUGGUACUGUUUUAAUUGUGGAGAAGACGGCCAUCUUUCCUCCUCCUGCACAAAUAAAGCAAACCCCAGUCUGGUUGAGCAGAAAAAGAAACUGUUACGCCAGAAGCAACAAGCAUGGGAUGCCAAAAUUUCAAAAUCUUUAAACUAGAAACAGCUCCUGUAGUGGGACACACAGAAGCUGUGUAUAUGAACAGUCCCAAAGAACGCAGGAUAAGAACACUGCCACAAGGUCUUAUCGGCACAAAGAGCAUAUGCCAAGUUCAGAUAAAAGGAGAUCAGCUUAACUGCCUCCUUGAUUCUGGCUCACAGGUUACUACUAUCCCCUACUCCUUCUACAAUACUUACCUCAGGGACCAUGAAAUCAAACCAAUAAACAACCUGUUGGAAAUAGAAGGAGCAAAUGGACAAACAGUGCCUUACCUGGGAUAUGUAGAGAUCAACAUGACCUUCCCACCUGAAUUGUUUGGUUUACCUGUUGAAGUUGACACACUUGCUCUUGUUGUGCCUGAUAAUAAGCCAUCUCAACAUCUGGUUCUCAUUGGCACAAAUACCUUAGAUGUUGCUUACAGCAAACAUUUUGACACUCACCCUGACGAGUCAUUUCAACCUACAGUCUCUGGUUAUAUAGCGGUGUAUAAGAUCCUCCAACACCGCUAUGCCCAGAGUUCGAAUGAACUUACUGCAACUGUCACCCUGCAGUCUAGUCAGCCCCAAAUCAUUACUGCUGGGCAGACCACAGUUGUAGAAGGGUGCUUAGCUUCAAGAUUGUGGCAAGGAGAAAAACAAGUCCUCCUGGAACAUCCGAGUUCCUAUGCCCUCCCUGGUGGGCUCAUGGUAAAAACCUGCCUCAUUGACUUGCCUCAACACCGGCCGUGUCAUGUGCCAGUCGUUGUGAGCAAUGAGUCGAACCAUGAGAUUCAUAUUCCAGCACGAGCAGUCAUAGCAGAAAUCAGCACUUUCCAGAGUGUGAUCUCACAAGAGCAAACAGUCCACAAUUCAACCCAGUCUACAGAGUCCCUACAACCAUCUCAACCACAAUACAACUUUGGAGACUCACCUUUAUCUCCAGAAUGGAAGCAGCGAAUCAUCCAGAAACUCAACAGUAUUCCUGAGGUGUUUGCAAAGCACGAGCUGGACUUCGGCCGGACAGACAAAGUUAAACAUCAAAUCAAGUUGUCUGAUCCCACUCCUUUCAAACAAAGGCCAAGACCAAUCCACCCUCAGGAUAUUGAUGCUGUAAGAAAGCAUUUGCAAGAGCUUUCUGAUUCCGGAGUAAUACGCGAGUCUGAUUCACCAUUUGCUUCUCCAAUUGUGGUUGUACGCAAGAAGAACGGCAGUGUACGCCUCUGUAUAGACUAUAGGAAGCUAAAUCUUCAAACAAUAAAGGACGCCUAUGCUCUACCCAAGCUUGAAGAUACAUUUUCUGCCCUUUCUGGAUCAAAGUGGUUCACUGUGUUAGACCUUAAGUCGGGCUAUUACCAGAUUGAAAUGGAGGAAAAGGAUAAAUCCAAAACUGCCUUUGUAUGUCCAUUGGGGUUUUGGGAAUUCAACCGCAUGCCGCAAGGGGUCACCAAUGCCCCAAGUACAUUCCAAAGGUUGAUGGAAAAAUGCAUGGGAGACUUAAAUUUAAAAGAAGUUUUGGUUUUCAUCGAUGAUUUAAUCGUUUUUGCACCUACCUUGGAAGAACAUGAAGAGCGCCUGAUGAAAGUUCUCAAUAAACUUAAGGAUUUUGGGUUGAAGCUGUCAGUUGAGAAGUGUGUGUUUUUUCAAACAUCUGUGAAGUAUCUGGGGCAUGUUGUGUCCCAGAAUGGUGUUGAGACAGAUCCAGAUAAGAUCAAAACACUUACCUCCUGGCCAGUGCCCAAAAACCUAAAAGAGCUAAGGUCUUUUCUCGGUUUCUCUGGAUAUUACCGCCGUUUCGUCCAAGGAUAUUCAGCCAUAGUUAAGCCAUUGCAUGACCUGACUGCUGGUUAUCCGCCAUCUCAGAAGAGACUGAAGCCAACGGUAAAGCCAGAGAAUUACCUGAACCCCAAGGCACCAUUUGGAGGACGAUGGACUCCAGUGUGUGAGAAGGCUUUUGAAACCAUAAUCGAAAGAUUAGUCUCUGCCCCUGUAUUGGCAUUUGCUGAUCCACAAAAACCCUACAUACUCCACACCGAUGCCAGUUCUACCGGUCUUGGUGCGGUGUUGUAUCAGGAGCAGGGCGAAAAGAACAGAGUUGUGGCAUAUGCCAGCAGAGGUCUCUCGCGGAGUGAAUCCAAGUAUCCAGCUCACAAAUUGGAAUUUCUCGCUCUGAAAUGGGCAGUGACAGAGAAAUUCAAUGAUUAUCUUUAUGGUGCUCAGUUCACAGUUGUCACAGACAGCAAUCCACUGACUUACCUAUUAUCCUCAGCAAAACUUGAUGCUACCGGUUACAGAUGGCUUUCAGCUUUGUCAACAUUCACAUUCAAGAUCAUCUACAGAGCCGGAAAGCAGAACAUGGAUGCUGAUGGAUUGUCUCGACGACCUCAUGGUGAGCUGUCUGAUGAUCCUACCUCCCGGAAGGAACAUGAACGAGUCCUGAAGUUCGUUCAGCAUCACCUCAACGAACCAGAUUAUGUUUCCAUUGAUCAGCACACCAUCGAAGCAGUUUGUGCCCGUCACCUGGUGUAUAGCCCAGGUGCACAUCUUGACCACGCUCUGGUGUUGUCUAUGACCACUCAUGUCAACAGCCUACCUGACAGCUUUACUGACGAUGAACAGUUCAGCUCCCCUUCACUUCCUCGAUUCUCAGCAGAUGACAUUGCAGCUAAGCAGCGUGACGACCCUGUUAUCCGCCAUGUCAUAGCUCAGCUGGAACGAGGAGAAUCACCAUCACCAUCGGUGAAGGAAGAACUUCCUGAACUGCCCCUUCUACUCCGAGAAGUAAAUAAAAUGGAGCUCCAAAACAACCUUCUCGUUAGGAGGAGACAAGUGGGAAGUGAAACAAAGUACCAACUAGUAUUACCUGAGGGGUAUCGAGCUGUUGUGCUGCACCAACUGCAUAACCAAAUGGGUCAUAUGGGAAUUGACAGAACUAUAGACUUAGUCCGUUCCCGUUUCUACUGGCCUAGGAUGUUUAUUGAUGUUGUCAAUAAAAUCAGAACCUGUGAAAGAUGUGUGAGACGCAAAUCUUUACCAGAACGAGCUGCACCUUUGGUCAACAUCAAAACCACUCACCCCUUGGAGUUGAUGUGUAUGGAUUUCCUCUCUGUAGAACCGGAUCGCAGAAUCAAAGACAUCCUUGUUAUAACAGACCACUUUACAAAGUAUGCCAUUGCUGUGCCUACUCCAAACCAAAAAGCUAAGACCGUUGCUAAGUGUUUGUGGGAUAAUUUCCUUAUGCAUUAUGGCAUUCCGGAAAAGCUGCACAGUGAUCAGGGUCCAGAUUUUGAAUCAAGAACCAUCCGAGAACUCUGUAAAAUGGCCAACAUUCACAAAAUAAGGACCACACCAUAUCAUCCAAGAGGAAAUCCUGUGGAACGUUUUAACAGAACGCUUCUGGACAUGCUGGGAACAUUAUCUGAAAAAGAAAAAACUAAUUGGACGGAUUUUGUAAAACCACUAGUGCAUGCUUACAACUGCACAAAGAACGAUGUCACGGGAUACUCACCCUACGAGCUGAUGUUCGGACGCCAACCACGCCUACCGGUGGAUUUAGCUUUUGGACUGCCAUUAAAUGAGGAUGGAUUUUGCUCCCAUACGCAGUAUGUGCAAAAGUUAAAGUCCCACCUGGAGGAAAGUUACAAACUGGCCAGUAAGAACUCAGCUAAAGUGAUGCAGCGUAACAAAACCCGAUUUGACCAGAAAGUUACUGCAUCAGAACUAAAUGUUGGAGACAGAGUCCUAGUAAGGAACGUGCGACUAAGGGGGAAGCACAAACUCGCAGAUAAGUGGGAGUCGUCUGUGUAUAUUGUUGUGAAGAAAGCCGGCAAUCUUCCUGUGUACACAGUCAGACCGGAAGGCCAGAACAAACCACUAAGAACCCUGCAUCGAGACCUUUUAUUGCCAUGUGGAUACUUACCUUUUCCUGAGGAAGAAAUGCCUACCAGAGCUAAAAGGAAAUCUCCUGUGUUUUCUCCAGUAUCUCCUGAUGAUGAAGAGGGUCCAUCAGAGGAAGAACUAGUCGAUCCACCUUUGCACAUUCCAUCAUCUUUUGAACCUGUCAGAUUUACAAUUGAUAUUGACCUGCCUCCUGUCGAGCAGUCUGUCCCAGGAACUGAACAGUUUGUUCCCAUCACACAAUCUCCAGUGCCUGUAACUGAAGAGGACAGUGAUGCUGAGGAUGAUGAACCCAAACCUGUGGAAGGGGAACUUAUGACUGUUAAAGAGGAACAACUAGCAGUAGAGAGUGAGGAACCUGAAAUUGACUCUGAACAACUCAAUCCUGCUGAAGUCUCCAGAGCUGAAGGAAGACUCUCUCCAGAUCCUGAUACUCCAGAGUCUGACAAUGCAGAACAUGACACACAAGAAACUGAUAUAUUUGACAUUCCCAGCCAUACUGAAGAACCUCACUCACCAGUGGAUUCAGUAUCUCUGGACAGUGAAGACCAACCUCUGAGACGUUCUAGCCGCACAAGAAAUCCACCUGAUCGAUUACAGUACACUAAACCUGGCAAACCAUUACUGAAAAGCAUUCAGGCUUUGCUUCACGGUUUGAGCUCUGCUUUCUCCUUCGCCCUUCAAGAAGAUGAAGAAGAACAGUUCAUUGCUCCGUACUCCAAUCAGCCUCCCAUUUGCUGCCAGCCUGGUGCAUGUACGAGGACGUACAUGGGAUCAGGAGGGGAGGGUGUAACCUGUCAGGUUUUUUUCACCCCCUGUGUCACGUCAGGAUGGCGAGCUACCGGAUCACCGCAGCUUCGCGAAAUGGCUCAUCAAUUCCCAAGACAACACAAUGGGAGAACAGGACCCCAGGCAAGAUGGGGAAAUCAACAAAACCACAAUGGGAGAAUAGGACCCCAGGCAAGAUGGGGACAUCAACAAAACCAGCAAGCCUGGUUUCAACCUCCACCUGAGGAUUUUUUACAAGGGGAAAUCCAAAGAUUGAACCAUCUUUUGGAAAUGGAGAAAGGGAGAUGGUUUGAGGAGAACCAAAAGGUAGUCGAACUGGAAUCACAGUUGGAGGAGACAAAAUCAGAGGUGAAAAGGCAGAAAAAUCUCAAAGAAAUGUUUAUCAACAAAGGCAAAGAGACAAAGAGGGAACUGGAGAGAUUACAAAAGGUUAGUGAUCCAGAGAUCCUAAACUCUGCAGCCAUUGCCGAAAUAGUUCACAACGACAUGAAAUACAAGAAGAAAAAGAUGCUGCAAAAAGACUUUGAUGAACUGAAGGUGGCCCACAUCCUCGUCCAACAAUCUCUUACUUCACAAAUCCAGGCAGAAAAAGACAAGAAUAUUGCCCUCCAAGAAGAACUGGACAAACUCAAGACUUCCUACCAGGAGCUUCCCUCCAAAAGUAAAGAUGCUUCUGCAGAAAUGCAGCAUGUUGGGAUUCAGACAGAGAAUGAAGAAAGAUCCAGUGAGAACGAACAACUCCUCGAAAAUCUCAGAGCUGAGAAGGAAGACCUCUUCCAAAAAAUGUCUCAAGAGAUCGCAUCUCUGCAGGAGAGGGACACCAGUUUGCUGAGACAACUAGACCAGCUUCAAGUUUCAUACCAAGAACUGAACUGUAGGUAUGAAAAAGAUGUUUCUGCAUUAAAACAGCAAGCAGAGGCAUAUCAGCAGGAGCUAAACUGCCACAAAAAUGCUAGUUCAGAGAGAGCAAGGCAGGACCUGCAGCUUAUCAACGACCUGAUAGCUGAAAAAGAUGAUCUCUAUCAAAAAAUGUCACAAGAGGUCACAUUGCUUCAAGAGAAGGAGAAAAAUUCACAGAGUGAAUUAGAGCAGGUUAGAGAGUCAUACCAAGAAAUGACCGGCUUGUAUGAAAAAGACGUUUCUCUACUUAAACAGCAAGUAGAAAAAUAUCAGAAGGAGUUUGAUCAUGAGAAAAAAGCUAAUUCAGAGCGAGCAAAGAAUGACCUCGAGCAAAUCAACAAACUGAGAGCUGAGAGGCUUCAUCUCUACCAAGAAAUGUCUGAAGAAAUCCAGAUUCUGAAACAGAAACUCGAAGAACCGGUGAACCAUUUGUCAGGUGUGACAAAACAGAGUGAAAACAAUAACUCUGCACUGAAACAACAGGUAGAACAACUUCAACUGCAGAUAAUUCAGGAGAAGAAAAGUCAUUUGGAGGCAUCAAAGAAGGACCUGACACUUCUUAACAAGUUGAGAGCCGAGCAAGACCAUCUCAAAGAAAACGCCUCAAAAGAAAUCACCUUCCUGCAAGAAAAGGAGAAACGUUUGCAGGGAGAGAUGGACAAGAUUCAAGUUUUACAGCAGGAACUGAAUUCAAGGUUUGAAACUGAUGUUUCUGCACUGAAACAGCAAGUGGAAACCUUAAAGCAGGAGAAAAAUAUCCAGAAAGUGCCUCAACAGGAACUCAUUGUCCCACCAUGCACUAAUCUUGACAACUGCUCAGAGGAAAACCUGUCAGAGACCAGAGAAAUCACUGAAGAAUCAACCAAGGUCAUGAACAAGGAUGUGCAGGAAAUUACUGAGGAGCCUGUAAUGCAGUCAGAGACAAACACCCCAGAUACCAAACUCAUGGCGGGAGCAGGCAAAGAGACUAAAUCAAAGCGUUCAGCUUGGAAAAGAUUACGCCACUCUCUGGGUUUGAGGAAAUCAAAAAAGUAGAAGAAAAGCAACAAUAUCACCUGGUCCCAGCUCCAUAUAAUCGAUCCAGAGAUAACAGAACAUCUUGUUACCAACUGGAAAAAAAAGUUCCCUUUGAACCAAAUAAGAAAUGUACAGUCACAUUCAAAUUCAGUCCAAAUUUUUGAAAAAAGUGGGCAGUACGGUGAUGUGGCGCUUAGUGCUACAACUUCACAGAGAGGACGUCAAAGAUCUAAACACACCGUACUUGCGUGGGUUUUCUCCAGGUGCUCUGGUUCCCCCCACACUGCUAAAAACAUGUCGAUAAUUGGCCAAUGUGACUUGUCAUCAACUGUGAACUGAUUCCAAGAAGAAAAGAUAUUAGACUGUCAUCAAAGUAGCGAGGGGAAUUUAAAAAAGGCAUUCAUAUACGUUAGUAUGCCUGGAAUUUCUUGGAAAGGGACCUGGACAUUAACAGUAUCUUCAUAGACUGUUUGUUUUAUAUGUAUAUAAAAAAGGUUUCUUUAUGAUUAAAAAGCAUCAAAAAACAUAUUCCUCAAAAAACGACAAAAAAUAUAUAAAAAGAUAAAAAAAACAAAAAAAAGAAUUAAAAAAAAGACAAAAAAAAGUAUGAAUGUGUGCGUGAAUGUGUGCGUGAAUGUCUGUGUGAAUG